Molecule: messenger RNA, 1593 nt
Organism: Prorocentrum cordatum
Lineage: Eukaryota; Dinophyceae; Prorocentrales; Prorocentraceae
Source: the annotation of a GenBank genome assembly
CACCAAUUCAUGAUUCGUGCGUUUCAGAAAUCCAGCAAACUGCCUGCGAACGCUCCCCAGGUCCUCCGAGACUCUCCGUGGGAAGCAUGCGCAUCCUUGUGUCGCUGCUGGCGAACUCAUUGCUGGCGUCCGUUGCUGAACGCUUCAGGCUGGCUCCAGCUCAGCACGGGUCAGUCGCCGUCGCAGUGGGCCAGCGCCGCCGGCAGCCGCCCGGGGGCCGUGGCCGUGGUGGCUUCCUGCCGCCGACAGCCGACGUCGGAGCCCCGCGCGUCGUGCAGAGCAGCGGAUCGCGCCCCGCCGCGCUGGUGCAGGUCCCGAGCUCCCGGCACCUGCACACCGUCACCGGUCCGGGGGCCCGGCAUGCAGAGCGGACCGACGAUGCCAGCAGGGGGGGGCCGCACGGGCCGCGAGGGAGGGCCGGCCGCGAGGCCAUGCCCAACGCCAUGGGCGAGCGGAGGGCCGUGCAGGUGCAGGGAUCCGCCAUGGGGCCGCAGUGGCCCUCGGAAGGGGUGGCGGUCACGCUGUGCUUCAGGCCGUGGGCGAGCGGAAGGCUGCCUGUGCAGGACCGGGGCGCGCAGGUCCGCCCGAGCGCUGCAGAGGCCGUCGGGGAUGGCGGCGGCGAGGCCGUCCUUCGGGCCGUGGGCGAGCUGAGGGCUGCGCUAGACGACGCGGAUGCGAAAGUCCUCCAGAAUGCCGCAGAAGGAGGAAGGAGGAGGAAGGAGGAGGAAGGAGGAGAGCUGCUCUACGAGGCUCGGCUGGGGGACGGCGGAGUACCGCAGACAAGCUGGGCCUGGCAGCGAUCGAGGACUGCCUCCCCGAGUUGCCGAAGGUGGUGCUUCGUGAGCAUGAUCUGGAUGCUGCAUCGACCGUGUCAGAUCGACGUACUCCCUUGAGUGUGAUGACGCAACAGGCUCUCGGAGGAGCUGUGAAGUCGGCAUUUGCUGUCCCAUCCGAUCCGCCUGCCAGGGGACGUGUUCCAACACCUCGAGCGGGCAAAAGACAAACUAACCGAAAUUGUGGCAGCAUGUCCCCCGCAUCCGCGACGUCGAGGACGCAACGAAUGCGCUUCACGCGGUGACGGAAGACAGCUGCAUGAUCAACUUUGAGACAGGGUGGCGGCCCCUUACCUGUGAAGUGGCUGGCAGUCGAGACCCCAAGGCUGCAUGGUGAGCGCAGGCUCACACGAGCUGCAAGCCCACAGGUGCCCCGACAGAGGUUAGGAGGCUGGGCGAGGGCUGCUAAAACCGUGGCUGCUAAAACGGCCCCCCCGGCAGGAAAAGACAACGUCCCGGAAUGAGGCGCGGCACGCGAAACAGUCAACGGGCUCCUUCCAGGAGGGACGACGACAGCUUCCCGGAGGUCGAUCUUAGCAGCUACGGAUUUAGCAGCCCUUGCCCGGCUUCCGAGAGGUGCCUGCCCAGGUGAGAAGUUCAAUGUGACGGCGGCCGCGGCCGGCAGCGGCAGGGGCAGCGCCCGUCCGCCCGCAGACGACGCCUGGCUCCUGCUGCGCAGAGGAGGGGCAGACACGCCUUGCAAUCAUGGAUUCCGCAGCAGCGUUGUCACGCCAGCCCCGCGUGUAUUGCACCGUAGAUG